UGAAGAUGUCUUGUAACAUGGACUCUGGAAAUUUCAGAGGUGGGAUCAGGUGCCUAGGAGGAGUAAGCUUCCCCUGUCUACCAGUCACACCCACCGUGAGCCUUAUCUAUGUAGUAUGCAUUGAUCGGCAUGGUAGAUUAAAAGUGAAAACAACAGCCCAACAGGAGGAGGCAAAGCGGAAAGAACGAGAGCAGAAACUCAAACUUUAUAACGCAGCUACGUCAGCGGCAUUUAAAAAAAGAUUAAAUGGAGAAUUCGAUGAAGAAGGAUUAAAGCUUACAGGAGAGAUAUUAUCUGUUAACCCAGAUUUCUAUUCUCUCUGGAACUACCGCAAGGAAAUAUUUCUUUUCAUGAAGGAUAACAAAGAGACCGAAUUUGUACAGAAGCUGAUGCAGGAUGAGCUGGGAUUUCUGGAGUCCUGUUUGAAGGUAAAUCCUAAAUCGUAUGGAGCCUGGCAUCAUCGCUGCUUCAUCAUGGACAACAUGCCAACACCCGACUGGGAACGGGAACUCCAGCUCUGUAACACAUUCUUGGAGUACGAUGAGCGAAACUUUCAUUGCUGGGAUUAUCGUCGCACAGUUGUUCUGGCCUCAGAUGUUGAUUUAGAACAGGAACUCGCGUACACCACAGAGAAAAUUCAGACUAACUUCUCCAACUACUCCUCUUGGCAUUACCGCAGUAAACUCCUCCCUGUCAUCUUCCCUGACCCCACCCACCCUGUCAGGGUACAGGAGGAUAUCUUACUGCAAGAACAUGAGACAGUUCAGAAUGCCAUCUUUACAGAUCCAGAUGAUCAAAGUGCUUGGUUUUAUCACAGGUGGCUUCUGGGCAGAGGCAGGAAAAAGCUUCAGGUCAGCUGUGUUCAUGCCUCACGUCACACAAACCAAAUAAUAGUGCUUCUGACAAAUCACAUUAAGGUAAAUCAUGGCCACAUAUUGUCUGUAAACAUCAACAGUACCUCUAUCACGGGGGAAUGGAAAAAUGUGAAAGGGUCAACUAAUUACAGUAAUAUUUGGGUAAUGGAUGUGAAGGAUGGCCUACAAAGUGAAGAGGACUUAUCUAUUGGAGUGACGCUACUUACCGAGUCCGACUGCACACAGUUCUCACAAGGCCUUCAGCUUAAUCAGGGUCAGAAGGAAGCUUGGACAAUGGCUGGCUACAAGGCGGGGACAAGAUUUAGUAUCGAGCUCAGCGCGGCAGCCAGCUCUACCCUGGAAACAGAACUGGAGGGGAUCCAAGAACUUCACUCAGUGGAGCCAGAAAACAAAUGGGUGCUUUUGACCUUGGUGUACCUGAUGAAGGCCAUUGAUCCUGUGCAUGAGAGGUUUGAGGAAGGCAUCAAUGAGGCUAUAAAUAAACUCAGUGCUGUAGACACCAAGAGGAGGGCAUUUUACUGGGAUUUAAAGAGCAAGUUUAUGAUUGAGAAGAUUCUGGAUGUUCAGGAUGUAAACACCCGUGAGAUGACCUUGACUGGCCUUGACCUGACUGUUCUGUGUCACACAGAGUGGAUGGUACUAAUCCAGGAGCUGGACAUUUCACAGAACCAGUUAUCUAACCUUAGACCCCUGAGUAAUCUCCCCUGUCUAAAGAUACUCAUAGCCAAUAAUAACAAAAUAGAGGAUGUAGAGAGCCUCCAACAUUGUAAACAACUUAAAACACUUCAUCUACAGAAAAAUGCCCUACAGACAGUACAAGUUUUUACCCCCCUGGCUGGUCUCCUGUUGGAGGAAGUCAACGUCGCCGGGAAUCCUUUGUGCAAUAUUGAGAACUAUACAGACUCUUUAAGAGCAGUGCUUCCCUCCCUGUCCCCCAGCUGAGGUCAGUUACCCCCGGGGGACGUGGUCCCUACACCUGGUCCAAAAAUAUGUCGGUGCUCCGAGAUGUCAGACACAGAAAUCAGAGAGGGGAAAACUUACAAAACAAAAUGUGAUAUAUUUCUGUUUAAUUAUUAAUGAUCAGUAUUUAAUAAAUUAAUUUACACUUAUGAUGAUUUGUUGUAUAAAAGUGAUUUUAUAAUUUCUGUUUCAUUAUGUUAGUGCCUGGUAAAAGAUUUUGAAAAUUAUAUUUAAGAAAAGAUUUGAGGAAAAUAUUUUUGAAUGUGGAGAAUGGGAUACAUAAUAAUUCUUCUUUUUUGAAGUAAAUGUAAAUGAAAUUUACAUGUAGUUAAUGAUAUAACAAAUGUGUAAAUUCUAUGAGGAUGACUUCAUGUUAGUAUGGUAAAUGUACUAUACUCUUAUAAUUUUUUGUAUGUGCAUGUAUACUGUAUGCAAGCUAGUAAAGAAUUUACAGUAUUUACUGUAGUUGUGCAAUAUCACAAAUAGGAAUAAAACUGAAACUAUAAAAUC
This is a messenger RNA of Saccostrea cuccullata (small rock oyster), 2345 nucleotides long. Its product is annotated as geranylgeranyl transferase type-2 subunit alpha-like. Gene Ontology annotation, molecular function: zinc ion binding; Rab geranylgeranyltransferase activity; protein binding. Gene Ontology annotation, cellular component: cytoplasm; Rab-protein geranylgeranyltransferase complex. The record is from RefSeq and is a predicted model, not a curated record. The transcript has 12 exons. Gene Ontology annotation, biological process: protein geranylgeranylation. The coding region runs from base 6 to 1817 and encodes 603 amino acids. NCBI's taxonomy places the organism in Eukaryota, Metazoa, Mollusca, Bivalvia, Ostreida, Ostreidae.